AUGACUCAUAUUGUAAUUGUCAAUUAUCACAAGGGAGCUAUUAUUGCCACUCUUGAAAAAAAACUUUGGCGCUCGAGCGACGUUCAUGUCUCGAAAAGGGCAAAAUCAAAAACCCAAAACCCAAAAUACUCUGCAAAACCCGAGAGUUUGAUUCUUCCUUUCUCAGUUUCAAUUCAAGAAUGGCGUUGGAGGACGACGACUGGGACUGGAGAACCGAAGAACUCGAUUCUCUCGAAAGAGACGUUUUCCAGAAACUCGUUCAGCAAUGCAUCAACUCUGCUUCUUCUUGUAUUUCCUUCCACGAAUUGCUUCCAAAGCUCCCCUGCGAAACCCAUUCCCAAUUCUCUUCCUAACAAGGUGCUAGUAGGUGCUGUGCGCAAGAUCCCCAAAUCCUCAUGGAAUGCAAAAGAGAGGUUAUGGAUGUUCCCUAUAUCUUCUUUGUCAUCAGCAGAAAAAUUUCUUCAUGAAACUUCUGGUGUUAAUGUUGAGGUAGAGAACGUAGAUCCCUUAGUUCACCGAGCUAUUGCUGCUGCGUCCGUUUUUGGGGAUAUUCUAGGUUAUUCGUGUCGCCGAGCGGCUAUACGCCUCUUUUCAAUUUUUUAAAGAACCGAUCGGCUGUUAUUUCUUAUAUUUCUUUAAAAAUAGUGUGGCUGCGCGGCUAUACUCGAUUUUUAAAAUUUUUUUAACAGAAGUAGUAUAGAUGAUCGGUUAUACUCUGUUUACACGUACCUAUUUUAUUCUGAUGCAACUAGGAGGGUCUUAUUUGUUAAUUUUGCUUUAUUAAAUAGUAUAGUC
Molecule: messenger RNA, 795 nt
Organism: Prunus dulcis (almond)
Lineage: Eukaryota; Viridiplantae; Streptophyta; Magnoliopsida; Rosales; Rosaceae
Exons: 5
Coding region: 1-603 (200 amino acids)
Source: RefSeq, a predicted model, not a curated record